AUGGCAUCGGAUUCUGCGUCGGUACGACGUGGAUCGCGUGCGAAGCGGCCCGCACAGCGAUUUGAGCCUGAAGCCGGACAUGAGCAAAAGCGCGCACGCCCAGAAGGCACGCGCCGCACGACGCGUGCGCAAAAAGAGGAGAGCCCGAGCGAGGACGAGGGGGACAGCGACGAUGGCGUCUACUGUCUCUGCCGCAAGCCCAACGACGGCUCGCCGAUGAUUUGCUGCAGCACAUGCGGCGAAUGGUUCCACUUUAAGUGUAUCGGUCUCUCGAAGAAGGUCGCUGAAGACAUUGACGAGUACGAGUGCAAGGAGUGCCAAGACAAGGAAAAGCAAGCGGAGGAAGAGGUGCGCAAGAAAGAGGACAAGGCGGCAGAAGAGGAGGAGUACAACGAGGAAGCAGCGGAGGAGGAAGAAGAAGAAGAAGAAGAAGAAGAAGAAGCACAAGAAGCGGACAGCGAGGCACACGACGGGUCCGAGUCGGAGCCGGAGCCAGCGCCGCGCCGCACACGCGCCGCACCACGCGCGCGGGCGCCGCCCAGGGCGCCGUCCAAGGAGCCUGCACGCGCACGCACUGCCGUCGGUAAAGAUCCCGUGCGCUCGCACGUCCUCAAGACCUUUACCGAGAUCUUUUCGCCGCUCUUUGCGAGCGCGGGCGAAAAGGAUGCGAGCGAGCGCGCGACUGCCUACGCCGAAGAGCUCGAGAGCGAGCUGCACUCGUCGCUCGGCCAGCGCGAAAAAGGACGCCUGUAUAAGGAGCGUUUCCGGACCCUCUCUUUCAACCUCAAGGACCAUCGGAAUACAUCGCUGCACGAGCGCAUUACGUCCGGCGCGCUCUCUGCGACCGACCUCGCGAAGCUGCCGAACGAGGCGCUCGCGAACGACUCGAUCCGCGAAGCAGCUGAAAAGGCGAAGCGCGACGCACUCCAGCAGUCGGUGCUUCGCGAGCAGGCCGACGGACCUGCCCGUAAAAUUACCCACAAGGGCGAGAUUGAUAUCGAGCGAGACGACGCCGCGCCGUAUGUCGCCCCAGAUCCCCGCCCGGAAAUGGUCGAUCCCGCGCCAGAGGAGCCGUCGCCCGAACCGGUGGCAGAGCGGGCCGCGACGCCCCCGCAGCGCUCGGAGCCGAGCGAGAGCCCUGCGCGCCCUGCCGUCAACUUUGCCGAGGCGUGGAAGGAGGCGACGCCGAAGCAGGACGAUAUCGUCGACCCGCCGUCGCCGGGCUUUGCGUACGCCGUCGGUGGCGAGACGCCGCCCCCGAACGAGGCGCCUUUCCUUUCCGAGUCGCACGAUGCCGACACGGCCCUCGACUCGUUCCUCGACCAGCCCGCCGAGGAAAGCACGACGCCGCCCGGCACGCCCCCGCUGCACACCCCGGCUGGCCGGCGGUCGCAGGACAAGAUGCCAGCGCACCCGGUGGUGUGGGACGGCGUCGUGACCAUGCCCGAGUAUACCUCUGCGUACGUCCACGCGCGGCAGCUCUCCGAGCCUCUGUAUGCACCCACCUCUGCCUUGUGGCCGGCGCUCUUUGCCGGUGCCGAGUGCAUGGUCGAAGGGCGUCUUCCGAGCAAGGCCGCGAUCGACUACCUCCAUCAAGUGCGGCAGUCACCCCGCAACGAGAUCGUUCUCAUGACGCUCGACGCGGGCGGCGCAGCGCCAGCGCCAGAGCGCCACCACGAGGCGGACCCUACGCUGUACGCUUCGCCGUCGCUCGAUAAGCUCGUGCGCUACUUUGCCGACAAGCAGCGCUUUGGCGUGCUGGCGCCGGCGCCGGGCAUGAUGGGCACGCUCGUCAAGGACUUUUACAUCGCGCCCCUGCGCGCCACAGACCCAGUCCCGGAUUGGCUCUACACGCUGCAUCCUACGGGCCUCGGGCCCAUGUGGGCCGAGUCGCGCCCGGCCGACAUUCUCGUCGCGGUCCUGGUGCUGUUCCGCGCGGCGCUCGAGGAGCGCACCGCACAGGACAGUGCGGCACCUGCGCCACCGAGUUUGCCCGCACCUACGAACGCGUCGGGAAGCACGCCGCCCGUGUCCUUGGACGCGCUCCUGAACGUUAAGCCCGACGCGAUCCAAAACCUCCUGUCUACGCUGGGCGGCGCGCCGCGGCCCCCUAUGGGCGCGGCACCCCCGGGCAUGCCGCCCGCACUCCCGGGUAUGCCGCCGAUGGGCCCUGGCGUCCCUCCGCCGAUGCACGGCAUGUCCGGCCCCCCUCCCCCUCGCCCGAUGCGACAGUGGGGUUCCGGCGCCCAAAAUCCGGCCCCGUCGGGCUGGGAGCCGCCACGGAUGCCGCCUGGGCCGCCUGGGCCACCUGGCGCCCCUGGCCCCUUCCCAUAUGGCGCGCCGAUGCCCAACUGGCAGCCAUCGCGCGGCGGGUGGUACGGCGGCAACCCCGACCAGGCAGACGCGCGUCGCGGACGCGGCGGAGUUCGUCGCGGCGGGCGCCGAUGA
Molecule: messenger RNA, 2448 nt
Organism: Malassezia japonica
Lineage: Eukaryota; Fungi; Basidiomycota; Malasseziomycetes; Malasseziales; Malasseziaceae
Gene: BYE1
Product: Transcription factor bye1
Exons: 1
Coding region: 1-2448 (815 amino acids)
Biological process (GO): DNA-templated transcription
Source: RefSeq, a predicted model, not a curated record